AUGGGGAUCUGCUGCAGCAGGGAAGGAGGGGGGAGGGAGCUCGAGGAGACGGAGGGGUGGUUCCCGUGGAAGCACGACGACUUCUUGCAGGAGCAGCUCGCCGGCGCCGCUGGGGUGUCCAUGCACACCAAGCAAGGCUGGAAGGGCGUCAACCAGGACGCCAUGGCCGCCUGCCAGGACUUCGCCGGGCACAAGGGCCAGAUCUUCUGCGGGGUGUUCGACGGGCACGGGCCCCUCGGCCGGGACGUCGCCCGGCAUGUCCGGGACUCCCUUCCCAAGAAGCUGUCCGCCUCCCUGGCACCGAGCACUGAGGACGACGCCCCCUCCAGCAACAGCAACGCGGACGUGGACUCGUUCGACAAGUCGGAUUGCACCUCGUCCAGCGACGCCAGCGACGAGAACCAGCUGCUGUCCUCGUGGAAGAGCUUGAUCGUGAAGGCGUUCGAGGACGUCGACGAGGAGCUGAGGCAGCACUCCGGGAUCGACUGCCUUUGCAGUGGCACCACUGCUGUCACCGUCGUUAGGCAGGGUGAUCACUUGAUCAUUGCCAAUUUAGGCGAUUCGCGCGCUGUUCUUUGCACGCGGGACAGCAAGGGCCGCCCGGUUUCGGUGCAAAUCACCACCGACUUGAAGCCAGAUCUUCCUGGUGAGGCUGAGAGGAUCCUGAUCUGCAAGGGGAGAAUUUUCGCCAUGGACGAUGAGCCCGACGUGCCUAGGCUGUGGUUGCCGGACCAGGACGCGCCAGGCCUCGCCAUGGCGAGGGCUUUCGGAGACUUCUGCCUCAAGAACCAUGGGCUCAUCUGCACACCCGAAGUGUACUACAGGAAGCUCUCUGAAAAGGAUGACUUCUUGGUGCUCGCCACUGAUGGGAUAUGGGACGUGCUGUCCAACAAGGAGGUGGUCAAGAUCGUCUCGUCGGUCUCCGACCGCUCAAAGGCGGCAAAGCAGCUCGUGGACCGGGCGGUUCGUGCGUGGCGCCGGAAGUUCCCGACGUCGAUGGUCGAUGAUUGCGCGGCCGUCUGCCUCUUCCUGAAGCCAGCAGCCAUUUCAUCUGAAGAAGGCAGCACGACCAAGCCGCCUCAGACACCCGUGCUGUCGUUCACCGGAAGUUUCCGCAAGGCUCUGGGCGGCGGUGAGGCGGAGGAGGGGACGGCGGUGUGGAGGGCGCUGGAGGGGGUGGCUCGGGUGAACUCGGUGAUCCGGCUUCCCAGGAUGCUGAGCCGGCGGUGGCGGUCGGCGUCCAUGGAUGAGAACAACGACCAAGAAUCAUCCAAGGGUGUUGAGAGUGGACAUUAA
This is a messenger RNA of Triticum turgidum subsp. durum (durum wheat), 1296 nucleotides long. The record is from the annotation of a GenBank genome assembly. Lineage: Eukaryota; Viridiplantae; Streptophyta; Magnoliopsida; Poales; Poaceae.